Seriola dumerili (greater amberjack) is the source of this 5800-nucleotide messenger RNA. RefSeq names its product mitogen-activated protein kinase kinase kinase 15 (gene map3k15). The coding region runs from base 417 to 4412 and encodes 1331 amino acids. The transcript has 29 exons. Gene Ontology annotation, molecular function: MAP kinase kinase kinase activity; ATP binding. Gene Ontology annotation, biological process: MAPK cascade; cellular response to stress; protein phosphorylation. The record is from RefSeq and is a predicted model, not a curated record. Lineage: Eukaryota; Metazoa; Chordata; Actinopteri; Carangiformes; Carangidae.
CCUGAUUGUAUGCUGCAACAUAAACACUCUCGUGGAAUAACUUAUUUGGCCCAAAAUUAAGAGAAUAAUUUCGUUUCUGGAUGCAUUUUUGUUCCCCCCCCCCCUCUCUCGAUCUCCUCCCUCUCUCCACAUCUCCUCCUCUUUCUCCGGGGAAUCUAGUCGGAUCCAGUCUUGAGGGGGGAAGCGAGCUUCUUGGUGCGAGAUAAUCGGCACAUGAUGUGAGUUAAUGAGGCGGAGAUGCUGGGUGACAAACUCAGACGCGCUCCGCUCCAGCGACGACAGGUGCGCACCAAGUGAGCGGCGGGAGGACAAGACGGAGGAGUCGAGACAGAGCGCAGGAGUUGACGGGAGGGAGAGGUGGAAAGUCACCGGACCAGGAAGGAGAUAAAGCACAAACCACCCCCCAGGUUCUCGCUAUGGAAACCGGGCAAAGCGCGCAGGUGGCCGACAUGGGAGGGGAGCACUCCGCCGGGUUGAGCGUGGACAGGGACCGGGAGAGGGGCGAGGUGUCCAGCCCCAGUCCGCCGUUCAAGCAGCGCUCCCUGCGGGUCGUCUACGUCCUGAACGACGGGCUGAAGUCGGUGAUGGCCAGCAGCCCGGAGUCCGGAGCGCUGCAGUGUCUGCAGAGAGCCUGCGACGCAGAGAGCGCCCUGCUCACCACAGUCACCUUCGGGAGGCUGGACUUUGGAGAAACGUCGGUGCUGGACAGUUUCUACGAUGCAGACAUCGCUGUUGUGGAUAUGAGCGAUGUGUUUCGGCAGCCCUCCCUGUUUUACCACCUGGGCGUGAGGGAGAGCUUCGACAUGGCCAACAAUGUCAUCCUAUACCAUGACACUGACCCCGACACUGCCCAGUCACUGAAGGACAUGGUGGUGCAGAAAAACACAGCAUCCAGUGGUAACUACUAUUUCAUCCCCUACAUAGUGACUCCUAACCAUGAGUAUAUGUGCUGUGAGAGUGACGCCCAGCGCAGGGCCAGUGAGUACAUGCAGCCCAGCUGGGACAACCUGCUGGGGCCGCUCUGUGUUCCCCUGACCGACCGCUUCACCAGCCUGCUGAAGGACAUCCAUGUCACAUCCUGCGCCUCCUUUAAGGACACCCUGUUGAACGACAUCAGGAAGGCCAGGGAGAAAUAUCAGGGAGAGGAGCUGGCCAAGGAGCUUUCCCGCAUCAAACUCCGAAUCGACAACACAGAGGUCCUCACACAGGACAUUGUCAUGAACCUGCUGUUUUCCUACAGAGACAUACAGGACUAUGAUGCCAUGGUGAAGCUGGUGCAAACCCUGGAAAUGCUGCCGACUUGUGAUCUGGCGACCCAGCCCAUGAUCCAGUUCCACUACGCCUUCGCUCUCAACAGGAGAAACAGUCCUGGAGACAGGGAGCAGGCUCUGAGAGUGAUGCUACAGGUGCUACAGUCAUGUGAACACCCGGCACCGGACAUGUUCUGUCUCUGUGGACGAAUAUAUAAGGACAUCUUUCUGGACUCAGACUGCAAAGACACUAAAAACAGAGAUAACGCCAUACAGUGGUACAGGAAGGGUUUUGAGCUGCAGCCCACUCUUUACUCCGGUAUCAAUCUGGCGGUCCUGCUCAUAGUUGCUGGCCAACAGUUUGAGAGCUCAAUUGAACUGAGGAAAAUAGGUGUGAGGUUGAACAGUCUGCUGGGGCGCAAAGGUUCCCUGGAAAAAAUGAAUAACUACUGGGACGUGGGCCAGUUCUUCACCGUUAGCAUGCUAGCUAACGACAUCCCCAAAGCUACUCAGGCUGCCGAGAAGCUCUUCAAACUGAAGCCACCUCUCUGGUAUUUGCGGUCGGUGGUGCAGAACCUGCAGCUGAUCCAGAGGUUUAAGAAGCAGACGGUGGAGCACUCCCCUCAGCGGGACAGACUCAUCUUCUGGAUGGACAUCAUCGUGGAGGCCACGCAGCGCACCACCAAUCGACUGCGGUUUCCAGUGUUGAUUCUGGAGCCGACGAAGGUCUACCAGCCCUCCUAUGUGUCCAUUAACAACGAGGCAGAAGAGAAGAACGUCUCUAUCUGGCAUGUUUCUCCUGCUGAAACGAAAGGGAUCCACGAGUGGAACUUCACUGCCAUGUCCAUUAAAGGCAUUAGCAUCAGUAAGUUUGACGAGCGUUGCUGCUUCCUCUACGUCCACGACAACUCCGAUGACUUCCAGAUCUACUACUCCACUGAGGAGCAGUGCGGUCGGUUCUGCUCCAUGGUGAAAGAGAUGAUAUCUGAUGGCACAGGAAACGCAGUGGAGCUGGAAGGGGAGGGAGAUGCAGAUACACUGGAGUAUGAGUAUGACACCAAUGAGACAGGAGACAGGGUGGUGUUGGGGCGAGGAACCUAUGGAGUGGUGUAUGCUGGGAGAGACCUCAGCAACCAGGUCCGAAUCGCCAUCAAAGAGAUCCCUGAGAGAGACAGCAGGUACUCUCAGCCCCUUCAUGAGGAGAUCGCCCUGCACAAGUACCUGAAGCACAGGAACAUCGUUCAGUACUUGGGCUCUGUUUCUGAGAACGGAUACAUCAAGAUCUUCAUGGAACAAGUGCCUGGAGGAAGCCUGUCCGCGUUGCUGCGGUCUAAAUGGGGUCCGCUGAAAGAGGCGACCAUAAUCUUCUACACCAGACAGAUCCUGGAGGGGCUGCGAUACCUGCACGAGAACCAGAUCGUCCACCGAGACAUCAAGGGCGAUAAUGUCUUGGUGAACACCUACAGUGGCGUCUUGAAGAUCUCAGACUUUGGCACCUCUAAGCGUUUGGCAGGAGUCAACCCCUGUACGGAAACAUUCACCGGUACUCUGCAGUACAUGGCGCCAGAGAUCAUUGAUAAAGGCCCUCGAGGGUACGGGGCCCCGGCUGACAUCUGGUCGCUGGGAUGUACCAUCAUAGAAAUGGCCACCGGGAAACCCCCCUUUCAUGAGUUGGGGGAACCACAGGCAGCCAUGUUUAAGGUGGGUAUGUUCAAGAUCCACCCGGAGAUCCCCGAGUCUUUGUCGCUGGAGGCCAAGUCGUUCAUCCUGCGCUGCUUCGAGCCCGAUCCUCACAAGAGAGCCAUCGCCUCCGACCUGCUCCGAGACACUUUCGUGCGGCACAACACCAAGGGCAAGAAGAGCAAGAUCGCCUUCAAGCCAUCCGACUACAUCCACAGCGUUUCCCUGCCGGUGCAGCUGCAGUGCGAGGCCACCGGGAGCAGCAGCAGCGAACACGGCUCCGUGAGCCCGGACUGCGACUCCAAACACGACGUCUUCUUCCAGAAGAAGAAAAGCUCCGGGUCCGAGAACCUGCUCAAACCCCCCAACUCCAACUACCUGAGUGUGCCAGACGAGGGUUCGGUGUCGGAGGACCGCAGUGCCCCCCCCUCCCCUGAGGACAGGGACGGCGGCCUGUUCCUGCUGAAGAAGGACAGCGAGAGACGGGCCAUUCUGUACAAGGUCCUCAACGACGACCAAGAAAAGGUCAUCUCCAACCUGAAGGAGAACCACAUCCAGGGCAGUGAGGAGCUCCAGCUCUCUGUCGACCACAUCAAGCAGAUCAUCUGCAUCCUUCGAGACUUCAUCCAUUCCCCAGAGAGGCGCGUCAUGGCGGCCACCAUCUCCAAACUCAAGCUGGACCUGGACUUCGACUCCACCUCCAUCAACCAGAUCCAGCUGGUGCUCUUUGGCUUCCAGGACUCGGUGAACAAGGUCCUGAGGAAUCAACACAUCAAACCCCACUGGAUGUUUGCCAUGGAUAACAUCAUCCGGCGAGCCGUGCAGGCAGCCAUCACCAUCCUCAUACCAGAGCUACAGACCCACUUCGGCCCGGCGUCAGAGUGUGAGGGAGCGGAGAAAGAAGACGAGGUGGACGAGGAGGAAGCGGAGUUCGGCCCCGUUCUGGCUCCUCACGCUGACGACCCAGGCACGACGGCCGACCCCGCCCACUCUGCGGUCGGCACGCUAAACUCCGCCCACUCCCAGGAGCACCAGCGCUCACAUCAUCACCUGGGAGCUCAGCUGGGACGGCUCAAACAGGAGACGAACAGGCUGCUGGAGGAGCUGCUGCAGAAGGAGAAGGAGUACCAGCAGGUCCUGAAGGCCACGCUGCAGCAGAGAACACACGACCUGGAGCUGGUCAGAGUCAAACACAGAUCACCAGACAUUUCACCUCCCUCCAUCUUCCACAUCCCAGCAGACCACGAGCCGGACAAGCAGCUCACCGACUGGCUGAAGGAGCAGGGGGCGGACGCUGACACCAUAGACAAGUUUGUGCUGGAGGAAUACACGCUGACCGACAUUCUCAAUGACGUCACCAGAGACGACCUCCGCUGUCUACGUCUACGGGGCGGAGUCCUCUGCCGCAUCUGGCGAGCCAUCCAGCGGCACCGAGAGCGAGAGAGGCUGACGAGCGGCACGCGCUCGGAAGAUGAGGCGUGAUGGCACGCACGGACUACAACUCUGGAGGACUGUUUUGUGGAAACACGCACAUCCACGCACACCACCAGCCCUGCAUGGCUACGCCUCUCUUCCUCCACUGUGCCUUCUCUCGUGCUAUAUUCUCUGCAUCGCAUGCACAGGACUGACGGAGUCUUUUGCUCGUCUGUGCAUCUCCAUACAGAGUCACACUUGACCAGACCAAAGCGCUUUAGUGCAGGCACUACUUUAUGUAUCUUUAUGUGCACUUAAAUGUGUAUUUGUGCCACAAUAUGAGCUUGUGCUUGAGGAUUUUUGAAGAAAAUUUGCAUCUUAGCAAAUGAGGAAUCCACCAUCACUUUCUUUUUAUGUAUGAGAUACCAGAUGUGGACUUGAAAGGUGGCCAUGAAAGUUUUGUGCCUUGAUCCUUUGCAGAGAACACAGGUUUUCACAGCAGAAAACAGUAUUUAAAAUAUCUAUUAAAACUUUUCCCAAACUCUCCUGUAACAUAAAUGCAUUUCUGUUCUGUCUGCCUGAUUUACCAAUAUGUUCCUAAACCUUCUGGUUCCCGAACCCUUAAAAUGAAGCAAUUCUCUAUGUAGAAUCACAUGUUAUGGCCUUAAUGUGUACAGCAGUUCAACCAAAAAAUUCAGUUUUUCUUCUUCUUUCUUCUCAAUAUGAAGGAUUUUUAGAGGCUUGAAGGGCUAAAUAUGUGUGUUUCACAAAAUUGUGUAACAAAAAAAAAAAAAGUAUGUUUGUCUUAUUGUUUUAAUCGAUCCACGUCACUCCUCUCUCAUGACGAGUGUGUAUGACUGUACAUGGCUCAUGUUCCCGCACUGUUCAGAACUGCUCUAAACUUGCUGAUUAUGUUGCAGAAGUGAUUUGAAAAGUUUUUUUUAUAAAUGGUUUGAUGCGUUUUUUGUCGCCUUGAAAACUUUGGUCACUCUUGGUAUCAUGGAAUCAGAGCUGAUCACAACCUGUGUCAAGAAGCAAACUGCUUUUUUUUUGGAUCUGCCGCCAAAUUUUCUCAAACUCUUCUAGUUUCAGGUUGAAACCUUUCAUCAUUUACUGGAUAAUUAUUGUGCAAACAGGGAUACACAAGCUAAUGCACAUACUUCCUGUGUCAGCUAAUGCCUUAAGUUUUGUAAAGUAAAAAAUAAUGUAGCCACACUGACUUAUUGAAACGUGUACACAUCAUGACUGCCAGCCCAGCGCCGCUUUUACCUUUUGUACGCACGUUAUUUAUUAGCUGUGUCAGAUUUCCUUUACAUUCUGGAUGAGGUAGCUGUUGUUUUCUCUUCUGUGUGUACCUGUAUUUAAAUGUUUUUUCUUUUUUGUUAUUUUUUUAAUUUUAUUCCAGCUAUGACAUGUAUGUAUGUAUGUGCUUGUCUGUUUCCUGGUUGCUUUACAAC